AUGCCUACCCCCGAGUCCGCCGCCUUCCUCGCCAAGAAGCCCACCGUGCCCCCGACCUACGAGGGCGUCGACUUCGAGGACAACGUCGCCGUCCACAACGCCCGCGACGCCAUCAUCCGCGAGCAAUGGGUGCGCAGCAUGAUGUCCCGGCUCGUCGGCGAGGAAUUGGGCAAGUGCUAUGCGCGCGAGGGCGCCAACCAUCUGGAGAAGUGUGGGGCGUUGAGGGAAAAAUACUUUGAGCUGCUGAGUGAGCGCAAGAUCAAGGGUUACCUGUUCCAGGAGAAGAACUAUUUCUCCGGCGAGAAGUCGGCGUGA
Molecule: messenger RNA, 315 nt
Organism: Aspergillus terreus NIH2624
Lineage: Eukaryota; Fungi; Ascomycota; Eurotiomycetes; Eurotiales; Aspergillaceae
Product: putative NADH-ubiquinone oxidoreductase 12 kda subunit
Exons: 2
Coding region: 1-315 (104 amino acids)
Source: RefSeq, a predicted model, not a curated record